AUGGAUCUUAGAGGAAGGAAAUCAUCACGUGAAGAUGACAAGAGUAAUGCUAGUGGUGGAGGUGUUGAGGACAAAAGGGCAUGUACCGAUUGCAAGACUACUAAGACUCCACUGUGGAGAGGUGGACCAGCUGGCCCCAAGACAUUUUCAUUGGACCUUAUAUCACUGUGUAAUGCUUGUGGGAUCAGAUACAGAAAGAAGAGAACUGCGGUGGGCUUAGAAAAAGGUCCAGAGAAGAAAAGGGAAAAAACCCAAAUCACCAGCAACAGCACUAGUGCCUCAAACAGCUCUAAUAGCACUACAGCUGCUGGUACCACAAGUACUGUUAAAGUUGGUAGUGGUAAUGGAGUGAUCAGUGAGUCAUUGAGAAUGAGCUUGAUUGUUUUGGGUGAAGAAAUGAUACUACAAAGAUCAUCAAUUGUGAAGAAACAAAGGUGCCGAAGGAAAAGGAAGCUGAGAGAGGAAGAACAGGCUGCUUUUUCUCUGAUGGCUCUGUCUUGUGGCACUGUUUUUGCAUGA
Messenger RNA from Dovyalis caffra, 519 nucleotides. NCBI's taxonomy places the organism in Eukaryota, Viridiplantae, Streptophyta, Magnoliopsida, Malpighiales, Salicaceae. The record is from the annotation of a GenBank genome assembly.